GUCACACUGGCGGCAAAAAUGUCGUUGACUUCGCAAUUUGUGCAAAAUUUAAAACGCUUUCGCCUGGUGACAUUCGACGUAACGGACACCCUGCUCCGGCUGGAGGAGCCGAUGCGACACUACCAGCAAAAGGCGGCGGACUGCGGUGUCACUGGCGUGGACCGUGGCCAGUUGGAGCGCUGUUUCCGCCAGCAGUUCUCCGCGUUGAGUCGCGAGCAUCCGAACUUUGGGAGCCAGUCGCCGGAUUUGGACUGGCAGCAGUGGUGGAUGCAGUUGGUGUCGCGCACUUUUACCUGCGUAGAUGAUCGACUGACGCCGGAGCAGCUGGCAAAGAUUGGCCACUGCCUGAUUUCCCAUUUUCGAACAAACGCCUGUUGGACCCAUAUCGAGGGAGCCCGGGAGCUUGUCCAGCACGUUCGUGCGGCCGGCAAGUGUGUGGGCGUCAUCUCAAACUUUGAUCCAUCGCUGUCGCAGGUCCUGGCCGCCAUGGGUUAUGCCGGCAAGUUCGAUUUCGUGCUGACCUCCUACGAGGCGGGCGUUAUGAAGCCGGAUAGUCGCAUCUUCAACAAAGCCCUGCAGCGGAUGAGCAUCCCGGCCGAGCAAGCCCUGCACAUAGGCAACAAACUUGACAUGGACUAUGUAGGCGCACGCAACAGUGGCUGGAGUGGAUUAUUGGUGGACGAUGAAGAAAGGACAGACAGCGACAGCAGGCACACCUUUGCCAGUGUAUCCUUGCUGCUGCAAGCCCUGGACACCCAGGAGAUCCAGUGGUGACCACUCGUUUUCCUCGUUGACUCAACGCAUGGCUGUUUGUUGUUCUUCAACUAGAGCUCUUGGCUGUUCUUAUUAUUUAUUAAUUAUAGAUUUGUUAACAAAUAAGAAACAGAACAGAUGUGUAUCGUUAAUUGUUAAAAACUAAA
Messenger RNA from Drosophila serrata, 920 nucleotides. Its product is annotated as rhythmically expressed gene 2 protein. The record is from RefSeq and is a predicted model, not a curated record. Gene Ontology annotation, cellular component: nucleus. Lineage: Eukaryota; Metazoa; Arthropoda; Insecta; Diptera; Drosophilidae.